AACUUCCUAGGCCUUAAUAUUUUUCAACAGUAAUAACUGGAAAAAAUCCACAUAUUGUUACAACCUGAUAAUAACUAAUUGUUUGAAUCCAGUAAACUGUGAUUAUAUGAAAGUGAUUACUAAUUAUUGCCACCUGUUCGAACAAUUUUGAUAUUGAAAAUAACAAUAUGGCAGAAGACGACUGUGAUUUAGAAGCCUUGACAGCUAUGUUAGAUGAUGAUGAUGCUGAUUUAGAUAAUAAUGAAAUGAAUCCAGAUUCUGGUCAUCAGAAGAAUCCAGAGAAACCAGACGAAGAUGAAUGUGAUUUAGAAACUUUGACUUCAUUUCUGGAAGAGGAUGACGAUAAUGAAGAAGAACCACAGCAGACAACGAAAGGCAAGGAAACUUCCAGACUGGCUUUCAGAUGCAAAGACAGUAGCAAGAAUGAAGAAUUAUCACAAGAAGAUAUAGCAGCAUUUCUAAAUGAAUCUGAUUCUGAUAGUGAUGACCAAACAGAGAGUAACAAAAAUAAUGAUAACGUACCUACUAAGAAAUUUAAUCUUGAAAGAAAGACAAGUGAUAAAUCAGAUUCUGACAUACAAGCUGAAUUAGUAGAGAUGCAGAAGAAAAUGAAGGAAUUACAGGAUCAGUUAAAAGCCAGUAAGAAGGAGUCAAAUAAAGAAGAAUCUGAUGUUAAUUUAUUUUUUUGUGAAAAUGAAGUGGACAUUCAACGGAAGAAAAUAUCCACUAAAGCAAGGACAGUGUCAGGGGGUAAAACAGUGCCUACUAAUAAACAAGUACCAACUACUGAUAAAGAUGUUACCAAUAAACUUAAGACUACUAAAAAGGAAAUGGCAAGAAGUAUUUUUGGUGACAGUGAUAGUGAUAGUGAUUGGGAUGAUUUAGAUGGGGAACGUAAUGGGUUAAGUAAAGAAGGUAAAGAUAUUAAGAAAUUAAUAACAAGUGGUGAGAGAAAACGAGUAGCUCACGAACCAUUUUCAGUAUCUACGGAAUCUUACCAAUCAACAGAAACAUGGAAGUCCAAAUCUUCAUUGCCAUCAUCACUAAAAUCUCCCCCACAACAAACACUAACUAUUAAAACAAGUACAACAAGUCAGAACAGUACAACAAGUCAGAACAGUAAAACAAGUGUGAAUAGUGGAAAUAAAAGUGCAACCAAACCAGAAGAGGAGAAAUUUAUCAUGGAAAAAAAUUCUGGAAUAAGAAUUAUAAAACCUUUAAUAUCAUCAGCAGUUUUAGAGUUGAAAAUGGAUGGUAGGAAAUUUAUGAAAGUAUCUAAACUUCAUACUAAAGUAAAAACUCCAGAAAUACAGGGUAAUUGGGUAACAUUUGGAGUUGUGGUUCAUAAAACAGAUCCUAAAACAGCUACAUCAGGUAAAACAUUCAGUAUUUGGAAAUUAAAUGAUUUAGAUGAUUGUGAUAGAACUGUGAGUUUUUUCCUGUUUGGACAAGUUUAUAAAGAACAUUGGAAAAAUUCUACUGGUACAGUUAUAGGACUGUUAAACCCCAAUAUGAUGGACCCUGCUGAUAAGUCUCCAUCUGAGGUAGCUUUUACCAUCAAACAUCCCAAUCAGUUGUUAGUAAUGGGUCAAGCUAAAGAUUUAGGUUGGUGUAUGGGGCGAACCAAGAGUGGUAAUAAAUGUACCAAUUUUGUCAACACUAAGUUUGGUGGAUAUUGUGCCUUUCAUGUUCAAUCAGCAUAUAAAAAAGCAUCUUCAAAACGAUCUGAGUUUCAAGGAAGUAUGACAGGAAUGACACCAAAAUCUUUUGAAAAGAAAAUCAUGCCAAAAGGUUCACAUUAUAUUUAUGGAGGUCAAACUUUUUCUUCCAUGGAAUCCAAAGCCAAUAAUCUCAAGAAAAAAGAUGAUAAAUUAACAGUCAGUAAGUUACUAAGUCAACAAAAUGGCCGAAAACAAAAAGUGACCACCUUGUCAAUUCAUGAAAUUGAUCAGGACAAAGUUAAAACAACAGACAAGCUAGUAGUAACAGCCAAGGAACAACCAUUUAUUGAUAUGGUAGCCACACCGUCUGCUGGUUCUAUGAAUUUAGUCAAACAUUUGGUGAAAUCAGAAAUACAGGAAGAAGAAGCUAAAAGUGAGAAACCUAUGAUAUCCAUUACUCCUCUUGAAUUACUGAAACAACACUCUAAAGAUCUAAAUGAGAAGAAACGAGCCAGGUUGGCUGCUCUCGGAAAAACAGUUCCUACUUUAGAUCCUCUAUCAGCAACACCAACAUUAGGAAAAGGUUUUUAUCCUGGCCAGGAGGUGUUUUUAGGAGGAAGUUCAUCGAAGUCUAAGAGUAGCGCAAUUGAUAAAGCCAAGUUACUAGCCAUUUCUAAAAUUCAAAGAAAAGGUGGCUGUAAGAAAGAAAAUCCAAAUGCUGUCAAAAAUACAUCACCCAUACAGGAACGAGUGAAAAAAAGAGUUCUGGAAAAUAUAGAAAGUAAUGGAUAUAAUAAUAUGAGUGAAGAACCACCUAUGAAAAGAUCCCGAUUAUUGGGCAAUGUUGAUUUAAAAUCACCCGAGGUUCAGAAAUUAUUGAAAGCUAAAUCUUCUCAUAUUGGUGCUUAUAGGGAGGCUGAAUGUGAAAGAGAAGAGAAAUAUUUUGAUAAAUUAGAAAAGAAAGAAACAAUGGAAGACAAAAUGAAAUCUAUAACUUCAUUAGAUUGUUGUAUUUUUACUUGUAAGCAGUGUGGUUAUUCAGCUAUGUCAGUUGGUGAUAGAUGUAAAAAAGAAAGACAUGAAAUUACUAAAGUGAAAGGGAAAAAGAGAUUCUUUGAAUGUAAAAAGUGUAAACAAAGAACAAUAGAUUUUAAUAAAUUACCAUCACAACCUUGCAGAAUUAGAGCCAAUACACCAAAGUUACUUGGUCCUGUUACUUUCUACCCAUUGGCACAAUAUAAUGAAUAA
Messenger RNA from Lottia gigantea (owl limpet), 2909 nucleotides. RefSeq lists its product as hypothetical. The transcript is spliced from 22 exons. Gene Ontology annotation, biological process: DNA replication; DNA replication initiation. Bases 168 to 2909 code for a protein of 913 amino acids. Lineage: Eukaryota; Metazoa; Mollusca; Gastropoda; Lottiidae. The record is from RefSeq and is a predicted model, not a curated record. Gene Ontology annotation, cellular component: replication fork protection complex; nucleus. Gene Ontology annotation, molecular function: single-stranded DNA binding; DNA replication origin binding.